AUGCCGCCUCCUCCUCCUCCUCCUCCGCGGCGGGCCGUGCAGCUGGCGCCGAGCUCGCUGGCUCUGGUGCUGCGCCGGCGGCGGGAGCGGGACGAAGAGGAGGCGAGCGGGGCGGGGGUCUUCGAGGCGUUCCGCCGGGCCAACGCCGCCUGCCACUGGAACGCGGGGCUGGUGCGCGCCGUGGGCCGCGUGUGGCUGCAGGGCUGGCUGCGGGGCGGCGUCCUCUUGCUGCAGGGCCCCGCCGCCCCUCUCCAGCUGCUCCGCGACGCCUGGCUCCGCAGGGCCCUCCGCCCCCCCGAAGGCUUCCUCAUCAGGGCAGUCGGCGACGUCUCUCCGGUUCAUAUGAAUCCCAUCCUGCAGUCGCAGUUUGUUCCUCUGGGAGAAGUCUUGUGCUGCACUAUUGCUGAUAUGAAUGCAGCUCACAUGUCCGUGACGCAGGAAACCUUACUGGAUCAGUUGGGCAAACACUACCCAGGCAUUGCAACUCCCACACAUGAUAUUUUAUACAAUACUCUUGGGAUGCUAAUUAAAGAACGGAAGAUCUACCAUACUGGGGAAGGAUACUUCAUCGUGACCCCAAAUACCUAUUUUAUCUCUAAUAAUGCUGUGAAGAACAGCAAGAGGGUCCUUUUAGAGGAUACUGGCCCUCGGGAGUCGUCCAUCACGUACCUUGUAAGCAUGGAGGACUCUGUAGAGCUUGUGAAAGAGGAUUUCCCUGUUGCCACUCACUGCAAAUCCUGUCAUUGCUUCCCUGACCAUCCUGCAGGGAGUGAACCUCAGCAGCUCCCCAAUCAUAAACUUCAUGGGAAAAGUCAAAAAGGGUCUUGUGAAUCUAGAUUCUCUGUUCACAAUCCAGCCACCGAUACGCUUCCUGGCCGCCAUUCUUGUGAAACCGCUCGCUCUUCACAUUCUGCGAAGGAAAAAGAGAAAGGUAAAAAGUUUGGAUUGAGCCUUUUCUGGCGCAGUGCUUCUAAAAAAGAAAAACCCAAGAAAGCCUGCUCCUCGUUUUCUGCCCAGUUUCCUCCGGAAGAAUGGCCAGUCAGGGAUGAAGACAGUUUGGAUAAUAUCCCUCGUGAUGUGGAGCAUGAAAUUAUCAAACGCAUCAACCCUGGGCUGACAGUAGACAACUUAAUCAAGCACACCGCGCUGAUGCGGAAGAUUGAGGAAGAGAAGAAAUAUAUCAGUAAAGGAACCUCAACAGAAGUGUUGACCAUGAAGCACAGACAUUUUCCCAAAGGGUGUGGGAGGAAAAAACAUAGCAAGGCUGUAAAGCAUCGCAGGAAAGUGCAAUCUGGCAAAGAGAAACAGAUCAGUAAACCGCCAAGAGGCUUUAAAGCUGAUGACCUCACAACAGCUAACAGCAAGCUGGGAAACUGUACAGAACAUCCAUCCUCCUGUUUGACAAAUGAAUUUUUGCUUUGUGAUAAACAGCAGUGUGAGAAUGCAAGAGAGGCUGACCCGUGCUUUGUACACAAGAAGGAAAUUACUAAUCCAUUUCAAAGCAUUUUGUGUAGAGGAAAUAAAUCCACAAAAGGACACAGACGUCAGAAAUAUGACUAUGUAAAAUCCACAGUUCCUAGAUCAGAGAGGAAGUUUCUACAGCCCCACACUUUGGACUCCACAGAAAUGGCAGACUGUAGAACAAAAGAGUGGUUUGCUGUCAACUGCGAUGAUGAAAAGGACCAAAAGGAACAUCUGGCCACAGAUUGUUCCAAUCACCGUCAUGUUUUGGACCACUGUGUUGAACACUCAGAUCAUUCACAGUACCAAGCUUUACAAACAGGUGGCAAAUAUGGAUCCUUGGGAGAAAGUAUAGCUUAUAAACAUAAUACACAUCGAGGGGCAAACCCAAAAAGUAUGGGGGAGAACCAGGCAACUUCAGAAACUUAUACUGUACUCUUGGAUGGAUCAGAAAUGAAGUAUCCACAGGCUUCCAUUCAUGUUCACCAGUGUAGCAAAGCCGGCCAGUGUGACUUAAAGGAUUGGGAUUUAGGUCAGUUAAAAAGCACAUGUUUCCCCAGUGAUACAGAGGCUACUCACCCAUCAAAGCAGUCUGAAGGUGCUGCCACACAGAGACAUAAUGGGGAUUCAAAGAUGGAGCUACAAUUAAGCGACACUAGCAAAUGGCUUGAGUCUGUGAACCCGCAAUGUGAACGAUGCUCUUUUGACAAGUCAGUUCCAUACCCAAAAGGGGAGGUUGUCGACACUUGUGGUUCACUGGGUCAUGAUGGUGAAGAGCAACUAUGUAAGGAAGCAUCUGAGCUGCUGUCCAAACAACCUCAGUGUAGUUCUUCAGACACAGGGAGGCAAAAUAACAUAGAACGUAAUUCUCACUUCUCAGGGCAUGAAACAGCUACAGACCUGCUUGAUUCUUGGGAGCAUGAGGGGAGUGGGUUUUUUAGCAUUACUAGAUCAAACAGCAGCUCCAAAGAGUAUCAGAAAGUCAGCACUGAAGGAGAAAGUUGUGUCUGCCGCCAGAUACCUCGGUGUGUUUACAAAAGCGAUGAAGAGAUUGUGGCUGUUGGUGGACAUGGGCGAGCGUCGGAUACUGCUGAUACUUGUGUGUUUAAUUGCUGUGAUUUGCAUGAGGCAGAGGCCAGAACUUGGCAGGAGUCCAUAAAUGAAGUGGACAGGAAAUUGGCAUCAUUGGCCCUGCCAUCAAAAGGCAGAGAAGUUAAGACGAGCAUCAUGGAAAAACCACAGACAUUUGAUGAUGUGGUUAGCAUGACCAAUCAAUGUCCCCAGCAUGAACAAAGCCACUUGGAAGGGAUAGGGAGCCACAGCAUAACAGGAGACAGUGGAAUUGAUUCUCCAAGAACACAAAGUCUUGCAUCUGCUAAUUCUGCCAUCUUGGAAGGACUGAAAAAAAGAAGAAGUUUCUUGAUGAACUUGGAAGGCAUAGAGAAGACGAUACAGAGUGGCAGGGCUCUCACACGGAAUUCCUUACUUCAGUUGACUCCGGUCAUGAACGUUUAAUUUUUUUCCCUCUUCUUACCAAACUCUUGAGAAUUCUUUUGUAAAAAUGUGAAUAUAUUUACUGUAAAAUCUUUAAAGCUACGAAUAUGUUUAAUUGGCUGAAUUCAUUAUAUUCUUCUUUUAAAAUGUAUGAAAACUUUGUGAUAAGCUUUUGUAUUAAAAUGGAAUCCUUUUAAUACUUA
This is a messenger RNA of Heteronotia binoei (common prickly gecko), 3158 nucleotides long. RefSeq names its product storkhead box 1 (gene STOX1). Bases 1 to 2976 code for a protein of 991 amino acids. Lineage: Eukaryota; Metazoa; Chordata; Lepidosauria; Squamata; Gekkonidae. Gene Ontology annotation, cellular component: nucleus; cytoplasm. Gene Ontology annotation, biological process: positive regulation of transcription by RNA polymerase II. The record is from RefSeq and is a predicted model, not a curated record. The transcript is spliced from 4 exons. Gene Ontology annotation, molecular function: DNA-binding transcription activator activity, RNA polymerase II-specific; RNA polymerase II transcription regulatory region sequence-specific DNA binding.